AAAUUCCCCUUAUUAUUAUUACCAGUGUUAGUGAAUUCUAUUCCUAUGUGCGAUUAGCUAACUAAACUCGUGCUUGCAGAUCUUCGUCCACCCCCUGCAAAUUUUUGGCAUUCAACACUAACACAAAAUCACCGAUUUCAUCGAUUGCUUGAUAAUCACACACGCGUAUAUACACAUACAAGCAGAGAUUUCGGAGAAUAGAGAUAGGGAAAUGCUGUUCGGGAGAACCGUUCGAUGUGAUCUGUUGGCCAUGAACACAAAUAAAAUAGGAUUAGUGUUUGGGGUUUUGCUGCUAUUAUCUGCAGUGGGUGAAAAUAGGGUUAGAGCAUCGAUCCAUGAGUACACGAAUGAAGCUUUCAACCCUCGCUUCAAUUCCUUCUUUUUCCAUGGCGGCAGCGAAGGACUCUAUGCUUCCAAAAAUCUCGAACCCCCGAAAACUUCGCCCACUGAUGAUAAUGGUAAACCCCUCAAUGGCAAUUCCUUCAUCAGGUUCGAGUCCAUAACGUUUAAAAGACCGAAAGAAAUCGCCGAAAAGCAGAACGAGAUGCAGCAGAGUACAGGAGUGGUGGAGGCUCUAAUAGUCGAAGUCAAAGACAGCGAUAAAAUCGGAAGAGCUUAUAUGAACUCGAACGCAAUAUGCUGCAAUCCAACUCUCUCAAAGGAAGGAUUCUGCAAAGUCGGCGAAGUCAUUAUCCGAGAAGAUCCCGAAAAUCCAGGCUGGCCCAAAAGACUACAAACCUCGUUCGAGGGCAAUAGCGAAGAAGCCAAAAUGGAGCUCCAAACAAUCUACAUAAACAAAACCGGAAUGUACUAUCUCUACUUUGUGGUAUGCGAUCCACAAUUAAAGGGCACUUUAAUAACCGGAAGGACCGUUUGGCGAAAUCCCGAAGGCUAUUUACCUGGCAAAAUGGCUCCACUGAUGACUUUCUACGGGCUUAUGUCGUUAGCCUAUCUUGUUCUCGGUCUUUUGUGGUUUCUUCGAUUCGUGCAGCAUUGGAAAGAUAUUAUACAGCUGCAUUAUCAGAUUACAGCUGUGAUUAGCCUCGGUAUGUGCGAGAUGGCAUUAUGGUACUUUGAGUACGCGAAUUUGAACGCCACUGGGAGCAGGCCGUUUGGGAUUACGCUUUGGGCGGUUACUUUUAGUGCGAUAAAGAAAACGUUUUCGAGGCUGCUUUUGCUUGUGGUUUCGAUGGGUUAUGGUGUGACUAGGCCUACACUUGGAGGGAUAACUGCUAAGGUGGUACUUCUUGGAUUCGUUUAUUUUUUGGCUUCUGAGGCAUUGGAGCUUGUGGAGCAUUUGGGGAAUAUUAACGACCUUUCGGGGAAGGCUAGGCUCUAUUUGGUGCUGCCUGUGGCGCUUUUGGAUGCUUUUUUUAUCGUUUGGAUCUUUUCGUCCUUGUCCAAAACGUUGGAGAAGCUUCAGAUUCGGAGAAGCAUGGCCAAGCUUGAGCUUUACAGAAAGUUUACCAACGCACUUGCAGUCUCUGUUUUGCUUUCCGUUGCUUGGAUCGGAUAUGAGUUGUAUUUCAAUGCAAGCGACCCACUAAGCGAAUUGUGGCGAAGAGCAUGGAUAAUCACCGCUUUCUGGACUUUGCUCUCCUUCACCUUAUUGGUCUUCAUAUGCAUCCUCUUGUCUCCAUCUCAUAACCCUACCAGGUACGCUUACGAAACCGGGGACGACGAUGAAGAGGGUUUGUCACUAACUGGGGUAGGAGUAAUAGCUGCCGGGGAGUUGGGUUCAAAGGUUGAUCGGAAAGAUCAUGUCUUCGGUCUAGCUGUUGAAGAUCUCGAGGAGGACAAACGAGAAUGAAUUUCAUAUAUAUAUUUACAUUUACAUAAGCUUUUCGUAAAGUUUUAUUACAAGAUCCUUGUCCCCUUUUCCGCCGCCCUGUAAAACUUUGAACUGCUAACAGAGAUCUAUAGAAUCGAAUAAACUUUGGAAACGAGAAAA
Messenger RNA from Erythranthe guttata (spotted monkey flower), 1951 nucleotides. Its product is annotated as Lung seven transmembrane receptor family protein. Lineage: Eukaryota; Viridiplantae; Streptophyta; Magnoliopsida; Lamiales; Phrymaceae. Gene Ontology annotation, biological process: transport. Gene Ontology annotation, cellular component: membrane; Golgi apparatus. The record is from RefSeq and is a predicted model, not a curated record.